Molecule: messenger RNA, 1157 nt
Organism: Lotus japonicus
Lineage: Eukaryota; Viridiplantae; Streptophyta; Magnoliopsida; Fabales; Fabaceae
Product: transcription factor MYB8-like
Exons: 2
Coding region: 105-932 (275 amino acids)
Source: RefSeq, a predicted model, not a curated record
GAACAUGGUGUUGUAGGGAAUCUGAGAUGCUCUGCUUCCUAAUUAUGAGGUAGAGGAUCUUCACGAUAUAUACACUCCCUUUGGUCUUGUAGUAGUGUUCAAAGAUGGGAAGAGCUCCUUGUUGUUCUAAAGUUGGGCUGCAUAGAGGUCCAUGGCUUCCUCGUGAAGAUGCACUUCUCACCAAAUAUAUUCGAGAUCAUGGAGAAGGACAGUGGAGAUCAUUACCAAAAAGAGCUGGGCUUCUAAGAUGCGGAAAGAGUUGCAGAUUGAGAUGGAUGAACUAUCUGAGACCAGAUAUAAAGAGAGGUAACAUAACUCCUGAUGAAGAUGACCUUAUAAUCAGAAUGCAUUCUCUUCUUGGAAAUAGAUGGUCACUCAUUGCAGGAAGAAUACCCGGGCGAACAGAUAAUGAGAUAAAGAACUACUGGAAUACCCACCUCUGUAAAAAGCUCAGAAAUCAAGGUACAGAUCCAAACACGCACAAGAAGCUACCAGAUGAUCCUGCUAAAGAGUCAGAAAAGAAGAAGAAGAAGAGAAGUGACAAGAGGAAGAAGAAGAACAGAGCAGAGUCAGAGUCAGAGAGAAACAGAGCAGAGUCAGAGAAGAAGAUCUUAGUUUAUCUACCAAAACCCACAAGGGUAACAUCUCUAUCCUCCAUUCCCAGAACGGAUAGCACAUUGACGUUGAAUUCCAUUAAUUCAUACAGUGCUGCAGCAUCAACAAGCAAAGAGAAAGAAAAAGAGGUGAACUUGGAGGGAGAAAAUCAAAAUGAUGAUAAUGGGUUUGGAUUCUUUGGUGAAAUGGAAUGCUCCUCUGUUAUUCCAGAUCAUGGGACACUUGAGAAGGUGUAUGAAGAGUACUUGCAGCUCUUGAAGGUUGAAGAGAACCAUGAUCAUGAUUUAGAUUCUUUUGCUGAAUCGUUGUUAGCGUAAAUGUACCAAUUAAGUUAGCUAAUGAUGGUAAAAAUUAUUAAUGUUGGGGUAAAUAAAAUAAGUUCUGCUGGCUCCGGCAUCAGCAUGUGAAUGAAUAAAGGUCUCAAUCUUUUACCAACAAUUUAAGAAAUAAACUAUAGUACCAAACUGCCAAUGGAAAAUGUUUGUACUUUGAAGCUUAGCUUCUCACGCACUUACCUUCCAGCUCAUUGAUCAGUAGAUAGA